AUGCUGAGCCACUUGAAGUUCGUGAACAGUGCACAACCGUACGAAGUGGGCCACCUCGCUAUCCUGAGAUGCAGCGGCAUUUUCAAUGAGACAGUCGUAUCUGAAGCGGAGCGAGAAGCCUACGUAUUCGGAACGUUUGACUCCCACGAGCGAUUCAAACGCGCCCAGAACGCUACCAGCUUCCAUCUCCAGAUGCCGUACUGA
Messenger RNA from Phytophthora nicotianae INRA-310, 204 nucleotides. RefSeq lists its product as hypothetical. Lineage: Eukaryota; Oomycota; Peronosporomycetes; Peronosporales; Peronosporaceae. Bases 1 to 204 code for a protein of 67 amino acids. The record is from RefSeq and is a predicted model, not a curated record. The transcript is spliced from 3 exons.